Molecule: messenger RNA, 1296 nt
Organism: Lacerta agilis (Sand lizard)
Lineage: Eukaryota; Metazoa; Chordata; Lepidosauria; Squamata; Lacertidae
Product: H-2 class II histocompatibility antigen, E-S beta chain-like
Exons: 6
Coding region: 1-1029 (342 amino acids)
Biological process (GO): peptide antigen assembly with MHC class II protein complex; positive regulation of T cell activation; immune response
Cellular component (GO): MHC class II protein complex; membrane
Molecular function (GO): MHC class II protein complex binding
Source: RefSeq, a predicted model, not a curated record
AUGCUCUUUCCAGGACUUCCCUGCCUGGCGACCGAUGACGCUGCCUCGGCUCGGAGGCGGAUUGGACGCUCGCGUGGCGGGGAGGUGGAGUGGGCGGGGCUUGGGCAGGAGUUUCCCCCGGGGCUGAGCGGAGAAAGUCCCGUUUCGGAGUCUUCAGGGGGCGAAGAAGAGAAGGAUGGGGGGCUCCGGUGCUGCGCCUUUGGCCUUUUGGGGGCUCCUGCUGGGGAUGGGGGCGCUGGUGGUCUCCGCUUCGGAGGGGCUGGGCGUGGAGGAGCCUCCAGAAGCCUCCACCCCCCCACCCCACCCCACUUUCAUUUUCCACCCCCAGAACAUUUCCUGCACCAGAAGAAGGGCGAGUGCCACUUCUCCAACGGGACGCAGCGGACCCAUUACAUACAAAGGUACUUCUUCGACCGGCAGGAGCUCCUCUACUUCGACAGCGACCGAGGGAAGUACGUGGCGGUGGCUGAACUGACGGAGCCCGACGUCGAGAGAUGGAAUAAGGACAAGGAAAACCUGCGGCGCCAGAUGGCCGAGGUGGAUCGCUUCUGCCGGCACAACUACAGGAUCUUCGAGCCCUUCUCCCAGUCCCGUCGCGUCCAGCCCAAGGUGAAGAUCACCCCCACAGACAACGAUGAAUCUUCACCGCACAACACUCUGCUGAUUUGCACUGUGGGCCGCUUCUUCCCUGCGGGGAUCGAGAUCAAGUGGUUCAGGAACGGGAAGGAGGAGCCCAAAGUGUGGACCACGGACCUCAUCCGGAACGGGGACUGGACCUUCCAUAUUGAGGUGAUGCUGGAGACAAAGCCGGAACGUGGAGACGUCUACACCUGCCAGGUGGAGCACGCCAGCUUCGAAGGCCCCGUCACGGUGAAAUGGGAGCCCCAGUCGGACUCUGCCAGGAGCAAGAUGUGGACGGGGAUUGUGGGGAUUGUGCUGGGGCUGGUCUUUGGGGCCACGGGACUCGCCCUUUACCUGAAGAACAAGAAAGGGAGAGCUGUUCCCCAGCCUGCAGGACUCAUCAGUUAGACUUCCGCUGUUCCCUCGGGAUCCCGGGAUGUGGAGAACUCCUUCCUGCAAGUUGCCCUCUGCCCUUGCUCAGAGGAUGGGAGCUUUCCAUUGGUUGCUUUUUAUUACUCCUUUUUCUGGGUGUCCCUUGAGGUUUCCAUUGCUCUUUCAUUUGGCAGAUCGGCAGUUAUCAUAGCCUGGCUUAGCUUUAUUUGCACAUCUCUGUUAGAGACUCUGUGCUCUGAAUCUCCCCGGAGAAGCCUGAGCUGAACCUUAAAGCAAUGAUGA